Messenger RNA from Peniophora sp. CBMAI 1063, 1740 nucleotides. The record is from the annotation of a GenBank genome assembly. Lineage: Eukaryota; Fungi; Basidiomycota; Agaricomycetes; Russulales; Peniophoraceae.
AUGUCUCAUUCCGCCGUCUCCGACGAGAGACGCUCCAACGAAAGGCGCUUUGACGACGAGAAGCGCGACUACGAGAAGCGCGAGUCGUCUGCACCGGCUUCCUCUUCGCCCGACCUUACAGAGGCGGAGGUCAACUCCCACCUUCCGCACUUCCGUGGCCGCACUCUUACCGCCCUCAUCUCUUUCAUCGCGGGCACUGGGUUUACGCUUUUUGGCUAUGACCAGGGUGUCAUGAGCGCCUUGCUUACGGCAAACCAGUUCGAGAAGACGUUCCCGCAAGUCGUCGAGAGCGCCGCUCAUCCCAAUCACGCAACAUUACAAAGCUUUGUAACAGCUAUCUAUGAAGUUGGAUGUCUGUUUGGCGCCCUCUCCAAUCUCUGGGUGGGCGAUUUACUCGGCCGAAGAAAGACAAUAGCCAUAGGCGGUAUUAUUAUGAUCGUCGGCGCUAUCCUACAAACCACCUCCUUCAGCUAUGCUCAACUCGUGGUUGCUCGCAUCAUAACCGGCUUCGGUAACGGCCUCAACACGUCUACGGUACCAGCUUAUCACGCUGAAUGCUCGUCCGCGGAGAAGCGUGGUAGCUACAUCAUGCUGGAGGGUACUUUGAUCGCAUUCGGUAUCAUGGUCUCAUACUGGAUCGACUUCGGCUUCUACUGGAUCAAGGGUUCGUCUGCCCAAUGGCGCGUACCUAUCUCCAUGCAGAUCGUCUUCGCUGUCAUCAUGAUCAUUGGUGUUGUCAUUCUCCCGGAGUCUCCUCGUUGGCUCGCGAAGAAGGGUCGCAAUGCGGAAGCUCUGGCUGUACUCGCCGCCUUGCGCGAUAGGCCGUACACCGACCACGACGUCCAGCAGACUUACCAUGGUAUCCGCGAGGCCGUCUACCUCGAGGAGCAGACGGCUAGCAGCACCGACCUCAAGGUUCUGUUCACGCAUGGUCCCAAGCAGAACUUCCGCCGCGCCGCCCUCGCUGUCACUGUACAGUGCUUCCAGCAAAUCACCGGUAUCAACUUGAUCACCUACUACGCCACCGUACUUUUCGAGCGUCUGGGUCUCUCAGACGUGGAUUCACGCAUCAUCGCCGCCUGCAACGGGACGGAGUACUUCCUCGCGUCCUUCCUCGGCAUCUAUCUCAUCGAUCGCGUCGGCCGUCGCCCCCUCAUACUGACGUGCGCUGCUGGCCAGAGUCUCACGAUGGUGCUCCUUGCCAUCCUUGGUGCCAUCGAUAACAGCGCGACGCAAAUUGUUUCCGCUGUUCUUCUCUUCGUCUUCAACUCGUUCUUCGCCGUCGGUUUCCUGGGGUUGACCUGGUUAUAUGCGGCGGAGGUUGUUGGCCUCAAUAUCCGCGCUCCUGCCAACGCACUCAGCACGGCAUCGAACUGGAUCUUUAACUUUGUCGUGGUCAUGAUUGUGGGACCGUCGUUCCAGAACAUCAAUUGGGGGACCUACAUCGUCUUCGCGAGCUUGAAUGCUCUCAUCUUCCCUGUCAGCUGGUACUUCUUUGUCGAGACCCGCGGUCGCAGCCUAGAAGACAUGGACAUCAUCUUUGCUGUCGGUUACCGUGAAGGUGUCUCGCCUGUGAAGGUCGCCGCGCGUCGCGAUCUCCCGUUGGCGGGUACUCCUGAAGCGGACGAAGUUCUCGGUAUCUCCGUGGCUCAUCGCGAGAAGAUCCGCGAGGCGCGCGUAGGGAGGACGUCGUCGGAUGGCGCGUCCAGCGACUCUGGUCCUACUGCCACCAGCGUGUAA